UCUAAAAUACAAUCCCGCCUCUUUCACUCGCUUCAAUGUGAAGAAAAUGGAAAACCAACUCAAAGUGGAAGAGCUUCGAGCCCAGCUCGCCCAACGCGGCCUCAGCACCGUCGGAACCAAGCCCACUCUGGUACGGCGGCUUAAAUCGGCCAUUCGCGAAGAAGGUAAGCAGUCAAUUGAUUCCGCCGAUGAUUUAGUUAGUGGGAAGAGAGAAACGGAGCCGGAGAAUGGAGAUUCAAUUUCAAGCGGGUCCCAGAAAAUCAGGGCUGUUGACAAGUUUCGGGGCAUGGGUAUUCGGCAACUGCGCGAAGAAUCUGCUCUUCGGGGACUUUCUACAAGUGGGUCCAAGAAAGAACUCCUUGAACGGCUCUGUGACGGUUCUCAGGAUCCCAGCGACGUUGUUGAAGAUAUUAUGGUGGCAGCUAAAGAAAAAGAUGCUGCUGAAAGGAAGACGGAGAGAAUGGUCACUGCAACCAAGAAGGGUGCUGCUGUGUUAGAUCAAUGGCUUCCGGAUCACAUUAAGUCUCAGUACCAUGUACUGCAGCAGGAUGAUGAAAUUUAUGAUGCCAUGCUGAACCAGACAAAUGUUAGAGACAACAAUAACAAGUUCUAUGUCAUCCAAGUUUUAGAGUCUGAUGAUGGCAGACGAUUCAUGGUUUACUACAGAUGGGGUAGAGUUGGUGUUAAGGGUCAAGAUAAACUACUAGGUCCUUACACUUCUCAACAUAGUGCUAUUCAGGAAUUUGAGCAGAAGUUCCUAGCCAAAACCAGGAAUCAUUGGUGCAACCGUAAAGAGUUCAUUUCUCACCCAAAAAACUAUGUUUGGUUGGAGAUGGACUACACUGAUGCAGAAAAAGAAUCAACUGAACAAGCAAAGUCAGACUUGACAAUGGGACCUCAGCCCCGGGAAACAAAACUGGAGUCGCGUAUUGCAAAGUUUAUCUCUCUUAUUUGCAAUGUCAGCAUGAUGAAACAACAGAUGAUGGAAAUAGGAUACAAUGCUGAAAAGUUGCCUCUUGGUAAGCUUAGUAAAUUGACAAUUUUAAAGGGAUAUGAUGUCUUGAAGAGGAUUGCUGAUGUGAUCGGCCAGUCAGAUAGGAAAAAGCUCGAGCAAUUAAGUGGUGAAUUCUACACCGUAAUUCCCCAUAAUUUUGGAUUUAAGAAAAUGCGUGAUUUUGUCAUUGACACCCCUCAAAAGUUAAAGUGCAAAUUGGAAAUGGUUGAAGCCCUAGGGGAAAUUGAGGUUGCUACCAAGUUGUUGACAGAUGAUAUUCAGAUGCAGGAAGAUCCCUUGUUCUCUCAUUAUCAGCGGCUUCAUUGUGAACUCAUGCCACUUGAAGUUAAUUCGGAGGAGUUCUCUUUGAUUACAACAUAUGUGAAGAACACUCAUGCAAAGACACAUUCAAAUUACACUGUCGAUAUUGUUCAGAUAUUUAAGGCAUCAAGAGAGGGUGAAGCUGAACGAUUUAGAAAGUUCUCUGAUACAAAAAAUAGAAUGCUCUUAUGGCAUGGUUCUCGCCUCACAAACUGGACUGGAAUUCUAUCACAAGGAUUACGCAUUGCUCCACCAGAAGCACCUGUAACAGGUUAUAUGUUUGGAAAGGGUGUUUAUUUUGCUGACAUGUUUUCCAAGAGUGCAAAUUAUUGCUACUCAACUCCUGCGGCUCCUUUCGGUGUGCUGCUUUUAUGUGAGGUUGCAUUGGGAGACAUGGCUGAGUUAGUAGAAGCAAACUAUGAUGCCGACAAAUUGCCAGAGGGAAAGAUGAGCACAAAAGGAGUUGGCUCAACUGCCCCCGAGUUUUCGGAGGCUCAAAUGCUUGAAGCUGGUACUAUUGUUCCGCUGGGAAAGCCCAAGGAGCAACCCGCCGGCCCUCAGGGUGCUUUACUAUACAACGAGUACAUAGUCUACAAUGUGGAUCAGAUUAGGAUGCGUUACAUUGUUCAAGUAAAUUUCAAUUUCAAGAGAUAGCCUGCCUGCCUCCCAGUCCCAGUCCCAGUCCCAGUUUCACUUUUUUGUUUUGUAUUCAUCUUCAUCUUCAUCUUCAUCUUGGAUGUUUUUCUUCCAAAUGGAUGGUUCCUCUCUUCCUGUCUGUAUUAUUAUCAAUACACUUGUAGGAUAAUAUUUUAUUUAUAUAGAUGUGACUUAUAUAUA
Molecule: messenger RNA, 2152 nt
Organism: Diospyros lotus (date-plum)
Lineage: Eukaryota; Viridiplantae; Streptophyta; Magnoliopsida; Ericales; Ebenaceae
Product: poly [ADP-ribose] polymerase 2
Exons: 18
Coding region: 47-1969 (640 amino acids)
Molecular function (GO): NAD+ poly-ADP-ribosyltransferase activity
Source: RefSeq, a predicted model, not a curated record